AUGCACAUCGACGACAACGACAAGGACGUGUGCGCAUCAGCGCCGGAAUCGUUCAAAGAGCAGCAACCGGCAUUCAAGCAAGCACAGCAGGACGACCCGUUCGAAGCGAAUCAGCUUCUUAUCUCUGUCUCGCUACUUAAUGUGGAUAUGGAUGACCCUAAGCUUCCGCGCCCAGGGGAUGUAGUGAUGAUCACACCAAACAAACUCAAUGUCUACCGUAACUGCUGUCAAAUCGACGCCAAACUCUACGGGCUCACUAAGGUCAACAUCUCGUGA
Molecule: messenger RNA, 276 nt
Organism: Phytophthora nicotianae INRA-310
Lineage: Eukaryota; Oomycota; Peronosporomycetes; Peronosporales; Peronosporaceae
Exons: 3
Coding region: 1-276 (91 amino acids)
Source: RefSeq, a predicted model, not a curated record